Messenger RNA from Neopelma chrysocephalum (saffron-crested tyrant-manakin), 5407 nucleotides. It is a transcript of the gene KLHL1, whose product is annotated as kelch like family member 1. NCBI's taxonomy places the organism in Eukaryota, Metazoa, Chordata, Aves, Passeriformes, Pipridae. The record is from RefSeq and is a predicted model, not a curated record. Gene Ontology annotation, molecular function: protein binding. The coding region runs from base 64 to 2298 and encodes 744 amino acids. The transcript has 11 exons.
GCCCUGCCUGGCCGCCGUGAGUCCCGCCUCAGCCCGGGCCCGUCCCCCACCCGCCGCGGCACCAUGUCCGGCUCCGGCAGGAAAGACUUCGACGUGAAGCACAUCCUGCGCCUCCGCUGGAAACUGUUCAGCCACCCCUCGCCGGCGGGCGGCCCGGCGGGGGGCGGCUGCCUGCCUCCCGACAGCAGCUUCGAGCACUGGGGACCGAGCCAGAGCCGCCUGCUGAAGAGCCAGGAGAGAGGCAACGGCGUCUUCUGGAAGAAAUCCGCCUCCUCCUCUUCUUCGGCGGCCACCACGGCCAGCCCGCCCAACGGGACGCUGCUGCCCGCCGGCGGCCGGCCGGCCACGGGGCACGGACCGGGACCACCGCCGCCUCGCACCGUCUUCUACGUGGAGUCCCUGGAGGAGGAGGAGGCGGAGGUGGUGCCCGGCGGGAUGGAGGUGGCCUGCGAGCCCGAGAAGCCCCUGGCGCCACCGGAGCGCGAGGAGGCACCGGGGGGCUGCGCGGAUGGAGGCGGCCGGGCAACAGGUGACGGGUGCGGACACAGACUGUCAGGAGCCAGCCACUCCUUGCCAUCCCACUGUGACAUGGAUUCGUGUAGCUCCGAGGAAUUCUACCAGGCUGUUCACCAUGCGGAGCAAACCUUCAGAAAGAUGGAGAGCUACUUGAAGCAGCAGCAGCUCUGUGACGUUAUCCUGAUUGCUGGGGACCGCAAGAUACCUGCACAUAGACUUGUCCUCAGUUCUGUCUCUGACUAUUUUGCUGCCAUGUUUACAAGUGAUGUUUGUGAAGCCAAGCAAGAAGAGAUCAAAAUGGAAGGCAUAGACCCCAAUGCACUGUGGGAUCUUGUUCAGUUUGCAUAUACAGGCUGCCUGGAAUUGAAAGAAGAUACCAUUGAAAAUCUUCUAGCAGCUGCCUGCCUCCUCCAGCUUCCUCAAGUAGUAGAGGUUUGCUGCCAUUUUCUAAUGAAGCUUUUGCACCCAUCCAACUGUUUGGGAAUACGAGCAUUUGCUGAUGCACAAGGAUGCACAGAGCUUAUGAAGGUGGCUCACAACUACACCAUGGAGAAUAUAAUGGAAGUUAUAAGAAAUCAAGAAUUUUUACUUCUACCAGCUGAAGAGCUGCAUAAACUUCUUGCUAGUGAUGAUGUGAAUGUUCCUGAUGAAGAGACCAUUUUCCAUGCCUUAAUGAUGUGGGUGAAGUAUGAUAUGCAGAGGCGAUGCAAUGACCUAAGUAUGCUACUUGCAUAUAUCAGAUUACCACUCCUUCCACCUCAGAUAUUGGCUGACCUGGAAAACCAUGUGCUUUUUAAGGAUGACCUAGAAUGUCAGAAGCUUAUUCUGGAAGCCAUGAAAUAUCAUCUUUUACCAGAGAGAAGAACUCUCAUGCAAAGUCCAAGAACUAAGCCUAGAAAGUCUACAGUUGGGACACUUUAUGCUGUUGGAGGAAUGGAUAACAACAAAGGUGCUACAACUAUUGAAAAGUAUGAUCUCAGAACAAAUAUAUGGAUUCAGGCUGGAGUAAUGAAUGGCAGGAGGCUUCAGUUUGGUGUUGCUGUCAUCGAUGACAAGCUGUUUGUCAUUGGAGGCCGGGAUGGCUUAAAGACAUUAAACACUGUUGAAUGUUACAAUCCAAAGACCAAGGCUUGGACUGUGUUACCACCUAUGUCAACACAUAGGCAUGGCUUAGGAGUUACAGUGCUUGAAGGGCCUAUUUAUGCAGUGGGAGGACAUGAUGGUUGGAGUUAUUUGAACACAGUUGAGAGGUGGGAUCCUCAAAGUCAGCAGUGGACAUUUGUGGCAAGUAUGUCAAUUGCCAGAAGCACUGUUGGAGUAGCUGCAUUAAAUGGCAAGUUAUAUUCAGUUGGAGGCCGGGAUGGAAGCUCGUGUUUGAGUUCAAUGGAAUAUUAUGAUCCUCACACAAAUAAAUGGAAUAUGUGUGCUCCUAUGUGUAAGAGAAGAGGAGGUGUAGGAGUGGCUACAUGUGAUGGGUUUCUUUAUGCUGUGGGAGGCCAUGAUGCUCCUGCUUCUAACCAUUGUUCUCGACUGCUUGACUAUGUAGAAAGGUAUGAUCCAAAAACUGAUACGUGGACAAUGGUGGCUCCACUAAGUAUGCCUCGAGAUGCUGUUGGUGUCUGCCUCCUUGGUGACAAAUUAUAUGCAGUAGGUGGCUAUGAUGGUCAAACAUACCUGAACACUAUGGAAGCAUAUGACCCUCAAACUAAUGAGUGGACACAGAUGGCAUCCUUAAAUAUUGGAAGAGCUGGCGCCUGUGUUGUAGUCAUCAAACAACCAUGACUUUGUCAGCACUGCUUAGGAUUUUACUGACUGUGAAAUGAUUAUUUUUCUAUGAGACAAAGAGAAUGAUAAUUUCACAAGAACAAGGAUUUACACAGUGAAUACUCUGUUGAUCACAAACUUGAAGUUUGAAAGUGAGAAAGAUUAAGUAUUUAUGUCCUAUAAAAUCGUAAAAACUGUUCACAGUCAGUGAACAAGAAAAAAAAACGGUGCGUAGGCGUAAAUAUGUGAAUGUGGAGUAGUAAGCUCAGGUUCUCAUGAAUGUGUCCUGGAGAACUGGAUUACCAAGCUAAAGCUCUAUACAAGGAGCAGAAAGGAACAUGAAAACAGUUUUUGUGGCUGCAAGAGAACUGCAGAAACAUUAAAGUACGUUUAAUAAAUUUGAAACUGUGGUUUUUGAAAAAGAAAAGUUGAUAGUAAUAUAAUUUUUUUCUGUCCACAACCCUCAAAUGGGUUGUGGCCUUCUCCUUUAAAUGGACAGUUUGAUUCUUACGGAAGGGAAGAGGUCAAAUGGCCUGGAUAUUCAUAAUGGCUGAGCUGUCACUCUAUAGCAGGAAUAAAAACAAUACUAAAAGUAAACUUGUUUUGUAUCUUCAGAUUGUACCUCCUUUCCAGUUUUAACACAUCUUAUAAAUGAAUCUAUUGAAUGGGAAGACUGUGUGUUUAAUCAAGUAAUACAUAAAGCAAUCCUGUGGCUGCACUGGGCUUUGUUGCAAAUAUUGGAGUCAAAAGAACAGUUUCCUAAUUCUUUCUUAGUCUUAUAUUCAGUUUAAGCAUGUGGGCUCUAAUCUCUUUGUUUAAUGCCUUCUACUGCAUGUUGGAAGCUCAUGACAAGCUGGAAAAUUGAUAUUGUUCUUUCACUGCAUCAUGUAUCAGAUGAACCCUGACCAGAACAGUCUAUAGAAUCUCCUCUAACAUUUCAAGAGGGAGAGAAGUCCUACAUUUUAUUUCUUUCUAAUGCUCGUAAAUACACGAUUUUGCCUAAUUAGAGCUGGCAAUUUAUGACUUUCCACUUAUGACUGAGAAUAAAUUACUGAGAAUAACUCCAAGUAGGCAAUUCAGAAUAAAUGCAAGUGAAAUAAGGAAAAAUAUACCAUUUGAUCUAAUAAAGUUCAUAUGGUAAAUAUACUAGUGUCAUCUGUGCUUCCCUUUAGGGUUGAUAAUUUUUGCCAGUAAUGAUACUUUGAGCUUUUGCUUCAGAAGUAGAUUUAACGCUGAUGCUUUCUGUCUGCUCAGCUGAAUCAGUGAGAACCUAAGGCCACUAUUGGAAUAUGAAAUUCUGCUAUUCAGGGAGGCACAGUUUCUGGGAACAAUUCUACCAAGUAUACUUCUUUAAAGCCCUGCUGAUCCUUUAGGAAACAUUUCAUGGUCCAAAAGCAGAAACCUCACAAUCCUCUGUCACUAGCAAUUUUGAGAAGUAAUUCUGGUUGUACUAAAACCAGUUUUCCAAUGGAAACCUUUGAAGCCAUUUGAGAUGAAAAAUUACAUACAGAUUCCAGCUUGGGACAUUUUAUUUGAAGACAUGUCUUUCUGUUUAGCAGCAUCAGCAUGCAUGGAGAUUGUUGUUUACUGAUGCAAACUGAACUUCAGUUCUGAAGCCUAAGUAUAUUGUAUUAAAUCUUUUAAAUACCUCUGUACUAAUUUGAAAUCAACCAAAAAAUCUUCAUAUUAGUUUUCUACAGCCACUUGGCUUUUGAAUUGCAAUUAGUCUUCCACAGACAAGCAUGUCCAUUUUUCUCCAACCACAAGAAGCUGUUGAAUAAAAGAUGUUACCUCUCUAAAGAUUUUGCUUCACAUAAAUGCAAGCUUCUAAGACCAAAUGAAGAAGAUUCUAGCAUUGUAAUUGUAAUAUUAAGUAUAGACAUUGGCAUUUGGUUCUCCUACACAGAUACCUAAUAAACUUAGAAACUGAAUUUUAAUUCUAUUCCCAGAACUUUCUUUUGAUUACAUUAUAUCCAUACACAAUAGAAAUAUGAUUGUUCUAUUUAUAUAUUGAUCUUCAAAAUUGGAUUGUUUCUACUGAUUGUAUUCUGUGGCAGAUUUGUUUUCUGUGCCUUGUUCAUUCUUAUCCUCAAUUUGUCUUCUGUUUUAUUUUUGAUUCUCAAUUUCCUUUUACACUUUUUCCAUUUGCCUUUAUUUUGCCAAAAUGGAAUGUGAUUCUCAUGUGAAAUUUUUCAGACUAUUCCAAUUCUCUAAUGCUGAAAGAAUAAAAUUUUUAUUUGUUUUAUUUAGGUUAUGUAAAAUCUAGCCACAAUAAGAGCCAAAAUUGGCUUUCAUAUUCUUUUUAUGCAGCUACAUCAAUGUGCUCUGGAGUUUCUUAGAGAGAAUUUGUGGAUAGUUUUUUAUUAAUUUUUUUUCUUACCAUUAUGUUUACUGUUAUCGAAAACAAUAAUAAUUUUACCUUUGUUUUCACAGGGAAUGCAUUUAAAUUGAAGUAGUCUAUAAUUGUAGUCUUGGUUUCUGUGAUUCAUUAAGACCCAUUUUUUUAUUUAUAAGAGUUAAAAUCACUUCUGAUACACUGAAUUGUGCUAAACAAUAUUACAUUUACAGGAAAAGCUGUUGUCUUUUCAAAAAACAGAUAAUCUCAUUGUUAGUGACCUAGCAUGGUUUCUUUUCUCUCACAUAAUUUUGAAAUCAUACUUGAAAAUUGAUUUCAAAGUAUGAAAAUCAGAGUGCAAUCAGAACUGCAACAAAUAUUAGUUUCAGUGAAAUCAAUAACUGAAUUCCUCAAAAUGUUGCUUUUAAAUUUUGUAGUUUAAUAGUCUAAGUAUGGUCUCAAAUGUUAGCUUUUUCUCUAUCUUUCCCACUUUUUUAUUUAAGAGCGUCAACCAGCUUUAUUAGAAAGUCCUUCCCCCCAGGUGGGGCUUUUGGUGUACCAGUGGCUAAUAGCCAUUCUGGGGCUGGACUAGAGGCUUCAGAUGGUGGGGUGUGGAGCAGUGCACUGUCCCACCUUGGCCAAACUUGUCCUGCCCCCUUCCCGCCCCCAACUUUAGUCAUUUUGAGCCAGUAAUCAUUUUCUCCGGUCUCUCACAGAAGGGACCUUAAAAUCAUGUAGUUCCAAUCCCUCUGUCAUAGGCAGGGACACCUUUUACUAGGACAUGUUCCUCAA